AUGUCCUCAUCAGGAAAAGCUGCCGCUUCCUCCUCCUGCCUCUCCUCCCAGUGCUUCGACCCCCUGACCAGGUCCUGCGUCCAGUGCUCCGACUUGUUCAAGGAGAACGCAACAGAGCCCGCCCGCAUGGCGCCCACCUCCACCCUGGCGCCCACCCUCCCGUCAGUGGACCUGCCCAGCACCCUCCUGAUCUUUGGGGUUCCAGCGGUGGUGGGGCUCAUCCUGGCUCUGGCUGCCCUCUGGGGCUUCCUGGCCUGCAAGGUGGGCAAGCAGAGGAGGAAGAGGAAGGCGGCAGACGAGGAGGCUGAAGCAAACAUGGAUGCCACCAGCCCCCUGCCCAGCCCAGGCUGCCAGGACCCUGCUAUGCCAGAGGGAGAUGCCAUCCUGGAUCCAGCUCCAUGCCCACAUCAUAAUGGAGGCCUGAAGAUACCGGGGCCACCUGGGAAAGCCGGUGCAAAGCGGAGGCCGUGCUGCCGGGGUGAUGCCAACGGUGACAUCGUCCUGCUCUCUACUGUGUACCCCCGGCACGAGGAGUGCAACCACAGCUUCCCACUGCCUGCCACUGAGCUGGGGGCUGCAGCCCUGGUCACCACCAAAACCACCCAGAACUGUGCCAGCGAGGAGAGAGCCUGA
Charadrius vociferus (killdeer) is the source of this 633-nucleotide messenger RNA. RefSeq names its product tumor necrosis factor receptor superfamily, member 13C (gene TNFRSF13C). The coding region runs from base 1 to 633 and encodes 210 amino acids. The transcript has 3 exons. Lineage: Eukaryota; Metazoa; Chordata; Aves; Charadriiformes; Charadriidae. Gene Ontology annotation, cellular component: external side of plasma membrane. The record is from RefSeq and is a predicted model, not a curated record. Gene Ontology annotation, molecular function: signaling receptor activity. Gene Ontology annotation, biological process: tumor necrosis factor-mediated signaling pathway; positive regulation of B cell proliferation; positive regulation of T cell proliferation.